AUGGCCGAAAACCCCAGUGCGAAGCGUCAAAGAUCCUCCAAGGACGUCCCUUACGAGCUCAUCUACUGGCCCGGCCUACCCGGCCGAGGUGAACACGUCCGGCUCCUCCUCGAGGAGGCCGGAGCCGAGUACACCGACACGGCGCAUGUCGAGGGCGGCGUCAAGACAGUGCUGGCCCAGAUCGAUGACAAGUACCUCGGCGACGAGCUCAACCCGCCCCCGCUGGCGCCGCCGAUCCUCAAGCACGGCGACCUCGUCAUCAGCCAGACGCCCAACAUCCUGCUGUAUCUCGGCCCCCGUCUGGGCCUCGCGCCCAAGAUCUCCGGCGACGACGACGGCAUCUACCACGUCAAUGCGCUUGCGCUGACGGCGCUCGACGGCUUGAGCAACGAGGCGCACGACACGCACCACCCUGUCGCGACUGGGCUGUACUACGAGGACCAGAAGGAGGAGAGUAAGCGCAAGGCCAAGGAUUACACCACCAACCGACUGCCCAAGUUCUUCGGCUACUUUGAGAGGGUUCUGAAGAGCAAGACCAGCGGCGAAGGACCUUGGCUCUACGGAGGAUCGUUGACAUAUGCAGACUUAGUGCUGUUUCAGUGCAUCGAUGGCCUCAAGUUCGCCUUCCCCAACGCUCUCAAGCGCCUUGAGGGAAGUGGCGACUACAAGGGGCUCUUCGAGCUCUAUGACGCUGUCAAGGAGCGUCCAAAGAUCAAGCAGUACCUCGCCAGCGACCGAAGACAGAAGUACUCUCAGGGCAUCUACCGUCACUACCCGGAGUUGGAUGAAGAGUGA
Molecule: messenger RNA, 795 nt
Organism: Colletotrichum higginsianum IMI 349063
Lineage: Eukaryota; Fungi; Ascomycota; Sordariomycetes; Glomerellales; Glomerellaceae
Product: Glutathione S-transferase
Exons: 2
Coding region: 1-795 (264 amino acids)
Biological process (GO): glutathione metabolic process
Molecular function (GO): glutathione transferase activity
Source: RefSeq, a predicted model, not a curated record